Molecule: messenger RNA, 2043 nt
Organism: Pseudopodoces humilis (Tibetan ground-tit)
Lineage: Eukaryota; Metazoa; Chordata; Aves; Passeriformes; Paridae
Source: RefSeq, a predicted model, not a curated record
UUUUUUAAUUUUUUUUUCCCUUUUUCCCCUCUUUUUUCCCCUCUUUUCCUGCUCCUCCCGGGAUCCCUCCCGGCCAUGGAAGGCUCGGGACCCCCGGGAGGGGCGCGGGGGUCGCCGCCCCCCUGAAGCCUCGGCGGGAAAAGAUUCCCGUUUUUCCCGACGAUGGAAACCCUCCUGCUUCCUCUCCUCUUCUUCUUCUUCACCACGACCGCCUCCAACUCCCCUCCGUGCCCCAAGCGCUGCUCCUGCCAGAACCUCUCCCCUUCCUUCACCAUCCUCUGCACCAAAACCGGGCUCCUUUUCGUGCCGUCCGGCAUCGACCGGCGCACGGCCGAGCUCCGCCUGAUGGACAACUUCAUCACCGUCCUCCGCAAGCGGGAUUUCGCCAACAUGACCCAGCUGAUCCACCUGACGCUGUCGCGCAACACCAUCAGCCAGAUCAUGCCUUACGCCUUCGCCGACCUCAGGGGUCUCCACGCCCUCCACCUCGACAGCAACCGCCUGACGUCCAUUAACGAGGAUCACUUCAAGGGGUUAAUUAAUUUACGCCAUUUAAUCCUCAGCAACAACCAGCUGAGCUUCAUCUCGCCCAAAUCCUUGGACGAUUUCUUGGAGACCAUCGAGGAUUUGGAUUUGUCCUACAACAAUUUGGUGGACGUCCCGUGGGCGACGGUGGCCAAGCUGUCCAACGUCAACACGGUGAGUUUGGAUCACAACCUCAUCGAGUUCGUGCCCGAGGGGAUCUUUUCCAACCUCCACAAGUUGGCCAGGUUGGACAUGACCUCCAACAAGUUGAAGAAGAUCCCGCCGGAUCCGUUGUUCUCCCGCAUUCCCGUUUACGCCAAAUCCAAAGGUUCUCCGCUGAGCUCCCUGGUGUUGAGUUUCGGUGGGAAUCCUCUCCACUGUAACUGCGAGCUGGUUUGGCUGCGACGCCUGACGCGCGAGGACGACCUGGAAACCUGCGCCUCGCCGCCGGAAUUGAUGGGAAAAUACUUCUGGAGCAUCCGGGAGGAGGAAUUCGUGUGCGAACCUCCCAUGAUCACCCACAGGACGCCCAAACUCGCCACGGCCGUGGGUCAGAGCGCGUCCCUGAAGUGCAAAGCCGUGGGAGAUCCCGAUCCCUACGUGCGCUGGAUCGCUCCCGACGGGAAGCUGGUGGCCAACACCUCCAGGACGGUUUCCUACCAAAACGGGACCUUGGAUAUCCUGGAAGCGGCGCCGGGCGACCAGGGAACCUUCACCUGCAUCGCGUCCAACGCCGCCGGCGAGUCGACGGCGCCGGUGGAGUUCCGGGUGACGGCGGAAGGGAACGGGACGGAAUGCGAGGAUGAGGAGGGGGGGAAAAAAGCGGGAACGGGCGGGCCGGAGCCGUCGGAUAUCCUGAUUUCCGCCAAAUCCAGCUUUUCCAACGAUUCCAAGCUGGAGAAGGGGGAGAGAGGGGGGGUGGUGGUGGCCGAGGUGACGGCGACGUCGGCGUUGGUGCGGUGGCCGCCGCAGGAGGAGCUGGAAGGGUUGAGGAUGUACCAGAUCCAGUACAACAGCUCGGGAGAUGAGAUCCUGGUUUAUCGGAUGAUCCCGGCCCCCAGCGCCUCCUUCUCGCUGUCGGACCUCGCCCCGGGCCGGGAUUACGAGCUCUGCGUCCUGGCCGUGUUCUCGGACUCGCGGAGUUCCCUGCCGGCCACGCGGCCCUUGGGAUGCUCCCGCUUUUCCACGCGGCCGGAGUUGCGGCCCUGCCGCUCGCUGCAGGCGCAGUUCCUGGGCGGGACCAUGAUCAUCGUCAUCGGCGGCAUCAUCGUGGCCUCGGUGCUGGUCUUCAUCUUCAUCCUCCUCAUGAAGUACAAGAUCCACAACAGCCACCCCAAAUCCAAGGGCAGAUCCAACGUCUGCUCCCAGACCAACGGAUCCCAGAGCGGAUCCAUGGGCAGGUCCAGCUCCAAGCUGGGGGGGAGCUGGCAGCAGCUGGAAUGUUCCGGAAGCGGCGGGAAGGGGAGGGGAGGGGAGUGGGAAGGGGAGAAGGGGGAAGGGGCGGAGGUGGGGUCGUGA